UUUUAUUAAUAUUUUUUAAGCAUAGUGAGUCUGUAUAGGAUUAGAGUGGAAGAAAUCAUCAUUUGUAAUUGGAAGAGAGAGUGAGUAUUCUUUUUGAGUGGAUUGAUCGGCUUAUCAAACUCACAUCCAUCGGAACCAACUAAUCAAGUGUGGCAGCCAAAAGAAAUAAAAGCAGAUGGAGUGACAGAUCGAUUCCCCGAUCGAUCGGAAGGCUAUUAUUAUAAAAAGGGUUUUUCCUUUUCAGCUAGGGUACCGAAGAUAUACACGGCAGCAGAAGAUGGAAAAGGAACGAGAGUUUUUUUGGUUAACAGGAGCAGAGGAGAUUCUUCUUUUGGACGAUUGGAGUGCUCACGCAAAUUUCCGACAUUACAGUAAACUCCAGUCGGUGUUCUCGACGUUCUUUCAACAAUCACAGAGUUGUUUCUUUGGUGGAUUUCCGAAGUAUUGUGGAAGGCUUGAGGAGUCAAGGCAGCGGCAAUCAAAUACGGGGUGUGGUGAACGAGGAGUCGACAAUCAUCUUAGGUCAAUUGUGAGGAGUCUCAAUUGUGAAGUAAGGUCGAUUGCAACCACACAAGUUAAAUAUAGUAUUUGAUUCCUUCCCGUGGUUUUUACCCAUUUUUUGGGUUUUCCACGUAUAUCCGUGCGUUCCUCGUAGUGUGUUCUUUUCGUAUUUGUGGUUAUUUUCGAAUUGGAGUAUCUUGUAGGAAUUUCAUUUGGUAUCAGAGCGGGUCGCUCGUAAUCUGUAGGAAGUUUUUUUCCUGAGUGGAUCCUGAGUUAUAAUGAACACCAAUCUGAAUAUGCAUCAUCCUUCCAGUCGCACACCAAUUUUGGACAGUGAGAACUUUGACUACUGGAAGUCCCGAAUCAAAGCAAUAAUGAGAUCAGCAGAUGAGGAAAUAUGGAACUCGUGCGUAACAGGGUACACACCUCCCACAAAGGUUGUGGAUGGGAAAAAUGUUCCUAAACUGAGCUCCGAAUUGACUGAUAAAGAAAAGGCUGUGUUGCAGGCUAAUAACCAUGCCCUGGACAUUCUUUUUAGUGCUGUGGAUGUGACAGAGCAUCGAAAAAUCACAAAUUGCGAGUUUGCGAAGGAAGCAUGGGAUAUACUGGUCACAUGCCAUGAGGGAACCUACGUGGUCAAGCAAUCAAAGCUGCAGAGGCUUACAACUGAGUUUGAAAUGAUCAAAAUGGAAGAGGAGGAAACAUUCAAUCAGUUCUACUCCAAGCUGAUUUCAAUCGUCAACAGUUGUGAAACCUUGGGUGAGCCCAUUCCUUCAUUUAGAGUUAUUAAGAAAAUUUUAAGAUCUUUGCCUAACCGUUUUAACACAAAAGUCAUUAUGCUUCAAGGUAAAUAGAAGCUUAAGGACAAGUCUAUCGAAGAGGUUGUUGGGAUCCUUCAAACCUAUGAGGCAGACAUGUUACAAUCUGAAUCUCGUAAAACUAAACCGAAACCUUCGGCUAAGCCGAUUGCCUUUUCAAGUUUUCAAAGAGAUAAUAAUGAUUUAGAUAGCGAUUGUAACCUUGACUUUGAAGCUAUGGCCUUAUUUACCAAACAGUUUAAAAAAAAAUUCAAGAAGAAACCCACAGAAAAUGAGUUUAAAAAUAAAAAAAUGAAUAACAAAGGAAAAGGCGAAGUUUCUGGUGAAAAAGGGAAAAGGGGGAUAAAGGGACCGCCACUUGGUCCUAGGUGCUUUGAAUGUCAGGGGUAUGGUCAUUUGGCCCGUGAAU
Messenger RNA from Rhododendron vialii, 1728 nucleotides. RefSeq lists its product as uncharacterized. The record is from RefSeq and is a predicted model, not a curated record. Lineage: Eukaryota; Viridiplantae; Streptophyta; Magnoliopsida; Ericales; Ericaceae. Bases 780 to 1355 code for a protein of 191 amino acids. The transcript has a single exon.